Guillardia theta CCMP2712 is the source of this 2220-nucleotide messenger RNA. RefSeq lists its product as hypothetical. The transcript has 9 exons. Gene Ontology annotation, molecular function: phosphatidylinositol binding; protein binding. The record is from RefSeq and is a predicted model, not a curated record. The coding region runs from base 1 to 2220 and encodes 739 amino acids. NCBI's taxonomy places the organism in Eukaryota, Cryptophyceae, Pyrenomonadales, Geminigeraceae.
AUGAAAACGAGGCGAAGCAACAAGAGCCCAGGUAUUCGCGUAACGGUCGAGGAACGAACCGGAUUCGUCACGAUCGCGGAGCUUGAGGGAGGAACUUCAGCAUGGCAUAGUCCUCUCAACAUCGGUGAUCGGAUCACACAUGUCGGCACGCAGUCGGUGAAGGGGAAGACCAAGAAACAGAUUCACGAGAUGCUGUGCGGAGUCGAAGGCUCUUCGGUGGAAGUGCGUGUUGAUGUGAGGCAGAAAGGGAGCGAGAAUGUCUCAGGGCUGUGCCAGACCCGGAAGAAUGUGCAGAGGGUCGUGAAGCUAGUGAGGGGAGCUGUUGUGCAUGACGAUGCGGCCAACGAGAAAGAAUCUUGCACCCUGCAGGUCCAGGUGAACGAGACGCAGAACUGUUCAGGUUCGCUCAACCUGGGCCUCCUGUGCAUGCCUACCGAGCACAUCAUCUACAUCUUCAAGCUUCAGAAGUCCGGGUUCAGCUGGGAGGUCCAGAAGCGUUUCUCUGACUUCCUCGCGUUUGACACGAAGCUGAGGGCGAAGUUUGGCAACAAGAAGCUGGACUUGUUGCUGGCCGAGAGCAAACUACCUGGGAAAGCGUUUCUUGACAAGGCCUCUCAAGGGCUGAUCACGAAGCGCAAGAGGCGUCUGGAAGAGUACAUUCUAGCGCUUGCAAGCCAUCGAGCGAUCUCUCGAGACGAUUUGUUCAUGAACUUCCUACAGUUUCCAGACGAUCUUUACUCUCCCCAACCUGCAACCAGCGCAGGACAAGACCUUCAGAGCUGGGAGCAGGAAAGUUGGGACGAGGAGAUUGAAGGAGAUCCGUCGGCUGGGAGCAAGGGGCAGGGGGACGGGGCUCAGGGAAAGCGAGUGAGGGAGGUGAGGGCGGAGGUGGUGGACUUGGACUCUCUUGGAAAUCGUUUCGACAUCUUUUCGCACGUCACCAUCCGCAACGCAGCGGAGAUGCUGGAGAAGGCAAGUGCGAGCCAGGUGCAACAUGAGAUCUUUGGGCACUGCAAGAUCUUCAUCCUCGACCACUUUGAAGCUGUCUCGCGCAGCGAGGGCUUUCUCUUUCUCCCUGAAAAUCUGCUGAAGGAGAUCCUGGCCAGCGACAAGCUCCGAGCCAAGGAGGAGAUCGUGUAUGAGUCCGUGCUGAGCUGGAUGCAGGCGCAGAAGAGGAGGGAGGGAAACAACCCCAGGAGAGGGGACGCGGCGUACUCAUCGAGAGCGCAUGACGACUUGCUGCGUCUCGUCCGGUUUCCUCUCAUGCCGUCCGAGACUCUCGUCCUCCGCGUCCUCCAUGGCAAGGAAGCAGAAACAUUGAGUCUCCUGCGCGACCUGGCGACUGAGGCCGUCACCUUGCAGGCCGUCCCUGCGCACCUGAGAGAUCGAGUCAAGCUCAAGUUUCUCACCCCCUCGCAGUGCAUGCGGAGGACACCAAAGAUCUCUCUCGAGAAGCUCGCAGCUGGCCCCUCCGGUCCUCCUUCCCAUCCCUCCAGCGCCAGACCCGCCGUCAAUGCUGUCGACCACAGCUCCCAACAUGCUGGCUCAAUGAGCGAGAGGAUCGUGGGUGAGCAGAGGAGGAGGAGGAGGAAGAUGGGAAAACUGGCGAUGGAGGUGGUCAAGAAGGACCUCGUCGCUCAUAUCGUGUCUGUAGGUAACAAGUCCCUUCUUGACGAUCAGCGGACUCAGGGGCCGACCUCCUCCUCUGCUUCUCAUGCGAACGCAUUUUAUGGCCGCUCGAAGACAAAAGAAGUGACCAGGAUGGUGACAGACAGAGAGCAGCCGAGUGUGCGAGGCGGAAAGGAAGAGAAGGCGGAAGUGCAGACGCAGCACGAUGGCUCAGUCGGACAAGAGACCAUCAAGAAGAAGCUGGUGUCGCUGCAAACACUUUCCGAGCGCAACGACCUGUACCUCAAGCGGCUAGUGGAGAGCGGGCUGGUCGACGACUCGCAUCCGUCGCUGUCAACCAGGAGGCUCUUCCAUGAAACUCGGCAGGGCGAGCAGCAGGAGGCGAGUGGAGGAAGAGCGAGGCUGUCGGAGGACGUCGCGCAGUCGCUCAUCGACCUUGAUCUGAUCCACAAGCACCGGCACCGGCCCGAGGACACGAGGCUGCCGAGGAGCACUCCAGCCAAGACGGUCAACCUCAUGUGGGAGGGGGAUGAGAAGCUCUUUGACGAGAGUGAAGACUCAAGAGCAGCAGUGAGUCGUUCUUACACAUGA